Molecule: messenger RNA, 2730 nt
Organism: Aspergillus sclerotioniger CBS 115572
Lineage: Eukaryota; Fungi; Ascomycota; Eurotiomycetes; Eurotiales; Aspergillaceae
Product: Hsp70 family protein
Exons: 4
Coding region: 226-2397 (723 amino acids)
Molecular function (GO): ATP binding; ATP-dependent protein folding chaperone
Source: RefSeq, a predicted model, not a curated record
CCGCCUCUUUCGACUUCGCCCACCUCCUUCCCUUGUUUCUUGGGGGCCUCUUACCCUCGUUUUCCCGUCGACUUUUAAUCUGACUGUUCCGUUCUCUCCCUUGCUCUCUUCCUCCCUCUCCUCUCUCUCCCUCCCCUCCUCCUCCCUCUCUCCUCUUCUCUCCCCCCUCCCCUUCCUGUCUCUAUUUAUCCCCUCCGUGGAUCAUCGGUCAUCCAUAUCGACCUGAUGAGCUCACGGUUGAACUUCAAAUCGUUCAGCUUCGGGACGAAGCGCAACAAGCACCAUUCACCUGUCCAGCACAACCACCCAUCAGUCAACGCUCCAUCCAGCAGUACCCUCAUCGCCCCUCCGUCGUCCACCACCUCUCCCAGCUCUCCGCCCUCCGGUCAUAGUUCCUCCACCACCAGUCUCCCCAUGAAUAACCAGAACAACUUGGGUCGCCCCCCAAGCUACACUUACAACACCGCCGGGCGGCCCACCAGCCCUCUGCCCCCGGGCCAGCCGAUGGCUCACCACCCCCCGCCCUUAAAUACCAACCUGCCUUAUCCUCAAUCUUCCGUGGCUCCCAUGGGCGCUCCUCCAGGUUACGGCUUGCAGCAGCCUCUUGCGCCCGGUAUGGGCACUGGUCUUCACCAACCCCAGUAUGGCAUGCGGAACCCCGCCGUAGAAGUCGAGGGCGCCGGCCGGAGCAAGGCCCAGUUGAUCGUGGGCAUUGACUUUGGCACGACAUUCUCGGGGGUCGCUUUUGCGUUCGCAACCAACAACGAGGCAAGAGAGGAUAUCAUCACAGAGUGGCCCGGCGCAGGAACUCACACCAAACAAAAGAUUCCCACCGUGCUGUACUACGAUCAAUAUCAGAAAGUGGUGGGCUGGGGCCCAGACAUCGCCGACGCUUUGGCCCCCACAGGGUAUCCAAAGCAAGGGGUGCAGAAGGUCGAGUGGUUCAAGCUUCAACUAAUGUUGUCCGGCAAUACCUACAUUGAUCCCAUCAAUCUGCCGCCUUUGCCUCCGGGCAAGUCGGAGAUCGAUGUCGCGGCCGACUACCUUUUCAAGUUGCGGCAGGCGAUGCGGGCCCAACUACAGAAGACCCUGGGUGAAGUGUUUACUCGUGAAGAGCGGAACAUUCGGUACUACAUCACCGUCCCGGCGAUCUGGAACGACGCCGGGAAAGCGGCAACCCGAGCGGCGGCCCUUCAGGCCGGGUUCCUGCGGGACGAGAACGACAAUCGCCUUACCCUGGUAUCUGAACCGGAGGCGGCUGCUCUCUUCUGUGCAAAGACCGGCCUGCUGAACCUUAAAAUCGGUGAUGCAAUCCUGAUUGUCGACUGUGGAGGAGGUACCGUGGAUCUAAUUGCGUAUGAGGUUGAGGAAGAGCAACCCUUCAGUGUCGCAGAAUGCACCGCUGGUUCAGGUGACUCAUGCGGCUCGACCGCUCUCAACCGGAACUUCAGCAAUAUCCUCCGUGCGAAGAUUCGUAAGAUGAAGUUGCCUGAUGGUUCCAGAACCGCGGGCAAGGUGUAUGCAAAGUGCAUAAUGGAUUUCGAAAACCGUAUCAAGGCCGAUUUCCGCAACAAUGGCCAGAAAUGGGCCGUGGAUGUCGGCAUCGAAGCCGACUUCCCCGACGCAGGCAUUGAGGAAGGGUACAUGACGUUCACCAACGAGGAAAUUCUGCAAUGUUUCGAGCCAGUCGUCAAUCGAAUUCUUGAACUGGUGCGCAACCAAAUCAUCGCCAUCCAAGCACAGAACCGCUCGCUCCAGAACGUCCUUGUUGUGGGUGGCUUCGGUGCCUCGGAGUAUCUUUUCCAACAGAUCAAGCUUCACGUCCCUCCCCAAUACCAGUCCAAGGUGGUUAGACCGAUGGACUCGGUUGCUGCAAUCGUCAAAGGCGCAGUGACUGCUGGAAUCACGGAGCGGGUAAUCACACACCGUGUGGCUCGACGCCAUUACUUGAUGGCCACUCUGCAACCUUUCAAAGAAGGAUACCACCCAGAGCAAUACCGAGUCCCUAGUCUGGAUGGCCGUGAUCGAUGCAAGUACACAAGACAGAUUUUUAUGCAAAAAGGCGAGCGAGUGAAGAUCGGCGAACCAGUCAAGGUUAGCUUUUUCCGACAGGUUGCACCGGGAGCCACCCUCAUGUAUGAGGACAUCCUGUACGCAUGUGACGAGGAUGUGUGUCCGGAGUACACCAAGGAUCCACGCAUCAAGGAAGUUGUCACUCUGACGUCGGACCUGUCUCGCAAGAACCUGGAGACAGACUUUGAACGCAUGGACACCCCGCAAGGUACUUUUUACCGCGUGUACUUUGACAUUUACCUCACGCUUGACGGCAGCGAAUUCAGCGCGGAACUAGUCUGUCAAGGCGAGGUGAUGGGCCGAUGCAGAGCCAAGUUCAGGUAGGCGCGCCUUGUCGGGCACGGGAGUCAGGCAGGAAGGCAGAAAAAAGCGCCCCUCCACGAGAGCUCCGAAAAAGAAACGGAAAGAAAAUAAAAAAAACAAAACGUUUGAAGGCGGAAGUCCGACUUUUGUGAUACACCAAUGAUGAUCAGCACAGCACUGGGAGGGCGUUUAAUAUUCUUUGAGCUUGCGUCCCUGCGGACGAUUUUGGACAUUUCCACCAUUUUGUUGCGGGCCCCCACUACAUAUGGGGGUUUAUUUGUUGUGCUUGCUUUUUAUUCCCCUGGAUACCUUUCGAUGAGCUUUGACGAAUCCUAUUUAAUCCCAUGAUAGUCC